This is a messenger RNA of Brachypodium distachyon (stiff brome), 987 nucleotides long. RefSeq names its product PHD finger protein ALFIN-LIKE 3. NCBI's taxonomy places the organism in Eukaryota, Viridiplantae, Streptophyta, Magnoliopsida, Poales, Poaceae. Gene Ontology annotation, molecular function: transcription cis-regulatory region binding; histone binding; transcription coregulator activity. Gene Ontology annotation, biological process: regulation of DNA-templated transcription. The transcript has 4 exons. The annotation marks the transcript as partial. The record is from RefSeq and is a predicted model, not a curated record. Gene Ontology annotation, cellular component: nucleus.
CGGAGAUCCCCCAGCCUAGAGAUCGAUGGAGCAGCACGGCAGAGGAGCGCCUGCUUCUGGAACUGGAAGCCCCAGCCUCAGCCUCGCCGGAGAUGUGAUGAACAUUGCGUGCCAGGAUUUUCUACCACCGUGUGCGCAGACCAGGACGAGUUCUUUCGUCAAUGCGAUCCAGAUAAAAAGGCCUUGUCCUUGUACGGCCACGAAAGCGGGGAAUGGGAAGUGAUGCUCCCAACAGAGAUGUUGCCCGCGGAGUUGCCAGAGCCAGCGCUGGGCAUCAACUAUGCGCGAGAUUCAAUGAACCGUCUGCACUGGCUCUCCAAAGUAGCCAUUCACGCUGACUCAUGGCUCAUUGCCGUUGCCUUCUACUUCGAGCAGGUGUUCCUCGACAAACGCCAAAGGAUGUGUUUAUUCAGUAUGAUGAACGAUUUACCAACCGUCCUCGAAAGUUGCUCUUACUUCCACAAAUAUGAGUGCACUUGUUGCGCCCCAAGAAAGAUGCCACCAUCUCCAGUUUUAAUGGUUUCAUCAGGGGAUCCAAAGAAGCGCUCUCGGACUACACUAGAUGAAGAUCUGAACAUUAACCCAAGAAAUGGCUCGCGGGCUACAGAAGCUGCUGAAGAUAAUGCUGAGGAGAAUAAAGAUACGGAUCAAGAUUAUUGGGCAGCUUGCGGUGCUCCGUACAAUAAGAAUGCGUUCUGGAUCUGCUGCGACUUCUGCCACCUGUGGUUCCACGGUAAAUGUGUGAACAUGACUUCUGCCCAAGCAGAGCAGGUGAGAGAAUAUAAGUGUCCUGACUGUAUCCUUGAGGAACUCGGAGAGUAGCUAGUAGCUACCGUAGAUUUAGUUUGCAUGUAUUGAGGAAUAAGUGAGCCGAUAGCUACGAUUUUUUGCCCGGAGUACCAAUCAUUGAAACCUCCUUCACAUUUCUAUGUCGAACAAACAGUUGUUUUGAUAUUUUAAUCAGUCACAUGUUGCUUUCCUUUCAAA